AAGAAGACGUGCGCCGCUGCUUACACUCUCGUAACGUAACCGUUAGCCGAGCCACGCCGCGCCGGGAUUUACCUCUUGCCUGAUUCUUCACGACCUGCUCUGCAUACCACGAACAUGAUACUCAUGAUUCUGUUAAGUGCGAUUUUCGGACGAAUCUGCACAACUCCGAUCGCGAACGUUUGGCUCGGUCCGAUAGGAUCUCUGACGCCGUUGAGACAAUACCACGUACAGGACGGAUCCGGCGGAUAUCGUUACUCAUUCACGGGACCCCAUCACGCGAAAUCAGAAUCCAGUUCGAACGGCAUCACGCAGGGCGGUUAUUCAUAUAUCGACUCGAAUGGCAUUUUGCAAACAGUGACUUACACGGCGGACGAUGAAAAUGGAUUCAGAGUGAGCGCCAGUAAUUUACCACAGCAGCCGAAAAAUGAUGUUCGGGCGAUUCAGAACAAGCCGCAAGCGAAGAAGAAGUCUCGCUCGGAGGAGCUACAAGAAUCACAGCUGACAGAUCGAUCGAAUUAUCAGUCAAACAUCCUGUCUUACGAGAUCCUGCCACCUUAUUUUAGCUUCGCGAACCAUGACAUGAGGAAUUUAGCUGUUCGUGAAAUCGCACAAAGCCCGAACAAUCCAUUCUUGCUGUCGAAAUCGGAAGCUGAAAGGAUCGAGGUGCCAAAGCCAGACCCGAGUCUCUCAAAGAUAUCACCUUCGACGACCAUUUCCUCAUCGCCAUCGUCAUCCAUUCGAUCCGACAGACAACGCAAGAACGAAGGACAAUCAUCUGUGGACACCAUCCAGACGCCUGUAACUGUCCCAGCGCCCUAUGUACUUCCGGUUUUACCGUACAGACUAUUGCACAGCGCCCUCCAUCACACUCAGGAUUCUUUAGGCCAAUACGAUUACAGUUAUACCGGAGACUCGAGCGCAAAAACAGAAUCUAGAUCUUUGGAUGGGACGACCAGGGGUGCUUAUAGCUAUAUCGAUCCAAACGGGCUUCUGCAACAGGUUCAUUACGUAGCAGAUCAUAAUGGGUUUAGGGUCAUGGCCACCAAUCUGCCGCAAGCAAAGUAACCAACCGAUCGAGUCGAUCGGUGGUUGUUUUUUUUUAUCGAGCAACCAUCGGCUUGAGAAAAUUGUACGAUUCGUCUUGGCAAAGGAGCGGUGAAUCGUCAGAGUUCUCGAAUAUUAUAAUUUCGUCCUUUUCUCCGAAAUCCGAACUCUGGGAUUUUCGAACGACGCAAUUAACGAAGCUCGAUCGAAAGUUGGAAAAGGAAGAAUCGUUUCUGACAAAAUGGUAACGGAGCAAGAUAAUUUUUCUGCGAUAGAAAUAGAAUUGGAAAAAGCAUUCUUGUUUCUAAAUCUGUGCGGACUAAACGCAAAAGAACUUUUAUCGCACAGUUCUUUCGAGCUCUGUGAAAAAUCCAAAUUUUUUUUUUCAAAUCUACGCGCUCCUAAGAAAACUAUAAAAUCAGCAACUUAAAGACAUGAAAAAUUCCUCCUCUACAUGCUUAUAUUCGUAUGAUUCGUUUUUUCAAGCGUAACCAAUCUUAUCUUCUAACAGUUGCGUCGAUCGAGGUAAAAACAGCGUAUGUGCAAGGAAGGCAAGUUGGGUUCGUUAUAAGCUACUAACGAUUGGUAGCCGCCUUUUCCUUUCUUUGUCAAAAUAAUAAAAGAAAAAAGACAGAAUAAUCUUCGCAUCGCGAUGUUUGAUUGGGAAUUUCUGACGAAACGCGUUUCUAGCCGCGGGAGGGGGGGGGGGGGGGUAUUUCACCGGUGAGGGGGAUAAUCGAUCUUGAUGAAUGCCUUUCGAGUUCGUUCUACGCAACCGCGUUUGUCACACACCGACGAGAACGAACUUAAUUCGCAUUCGUUCUCUCUUCUCUUACAUUUGCUUGUUCGUUAAUCGUCGCAAGUAAAUUAAUUUACACGCAAAUAAAUCAGUCUAUUUUUCAGUUUUACUUAAUUUCGGCUUAUGUUUCAUUCGAUUCUUUAUUUAUUUUUAAUACUUGUGUAAUUUUUAAGUCUUUCAUAGGUCUUUCAAUUGGUCUUUCACUUUGGAACGAAUCUUAUUCGUAAUCCAACAACGGAAUAAUCAAAUCUUUGAAGAAAAAAUUAAAUGUUACAUCGUAAACAGA
Molecule: messenger RNA, 2129 nt
Organism: Bombus terrestris (buff-tailed bumblebee)
Lineage: Eukaryota; Metazoa; Arthropoda; Insecta; Hymenoptera; Apidae
Gene: CPR16
Exons: 4
Coding region: 115-1065 (316 amino acids)
Cellular component (GO): chitin-based extracellular matrix
Molecular function (GO): structural constituent of chitin-based larval cuticle
Source: RefSeq, a predicted model, not a curated record